Molecule: messenger RNA, 6132 nt
Organism: Dreissena polymorpha
Lineage: Eukaryota; Metazoa; Mollusca; Bivalvia; Myida; Dreissenidae
Exons: 4
Coding region: 637-2064 (475 amino acids)
Source: RefSeq, a predicted model, not a curated record
CAGCUUCUUUAUGUACAUAGCGACUAUUUUUAUCGGCCUGUCGAUUCCGGUUAAAGGUCAUACGAAGUUCAUACAUUUAGACGAUUAACAUCGUUAAAUUGAAUCAACAUCCAAAUUCCUUUGUAUUUUAAAUUCCAUAUACACAUGCAUGUAAUAUUCAAUGUAUACAUUUCAAAUCAAUAUACCGCAUAUGAAUAAUAGACGAAAGUAAUUCCUAUUGAACGCAGUUGCAUUAAAAGAUGACGUAUUUGUGUGUUUAAGGAGGAUUAUUAGAAAACAAAAGUGCAUUGAAGUGUUGGGAUAAAUGGCUCUCAUUUAACAGGUGAACAUUUAAUUUCAUAUAUGGUGUUCACCUUUAUAACAGGGACUCGACACACAUUUUGAAGACUUCAGAAGGUAAUUGUAUGUUGCAAGAUAUGCUUUAAUUACAUGAUGAAUGUCGAAAAAUAUACAUUUAAUCCGUACAAUCUGUUUUAUUCAAAAUAUGACGUUUGUCCAUUUUAUAUGCAUCUGCCAUAUGUGAAAUGGAGACGGGUCUUAAACUCAACACGCAGUCUUCAUAUUUCCGAACAUUUGGAAAUGUUUUGAUGGUAUUGGAGAGUUCUGUGACCGUAGCAGUUCUGUUUUGUUGUACGGAUGGCGGAAGGCGCUGAGCAACCGCACGUGACAGGAACUGACGGGACGCCAGGCUGCAACCUCCCUAGCAGCAGUCGGUUGAAUAAUGAAGAUGCAUCAUUGGAACUUAGUAAUGUUUUAAACAUCUUGGGGUAUGGGCCGGAGCUAAGACAACGACGCCGGGAAUGUUAUAGAGAGAACGACAGACGCUACAAUGAACGAUGGGGCACUGACUUUUGUCAUGAUAGGAUCAUAGUAGGAAGUAAGGCAGAGGGGCUUUCCCGUUGUUUUGAAAGUGACUGGGACAUCUUACACGUGUUUAACUUUGCCGAAUGCCUAGAAGCCGGUUGUGACGUAAACUCGAUUCCAGAGAACAUACCCGUGUUCAGAAUGGAUACAGAUAUAUGUUACCCGGGGCAUAGCAUACUGCUGCUGGAGCGAGGUUUACCGUUAUUUCUUCUUUCGGCACUGCAAAAUUAUGGACAUGGGAAACUUAUUCUAAGCAGCGACGCCCUUCUAAAUAUUCCUAGUAUUACUUCACGCAUUUUACCAGGACCCAUUUACAAUGAUCGUGCGGGGCCGUCACUGCCGUUACCUUUUGGAAACACUACUAUUGACACAGUACUCGCACUACGUUGUCAUUGCCCUAGCAUACUACAGAGGUGGGCUGCCAGAUCUCGACAUUGGCCGCCAACAAAUGUUGUUGAAAAAGUCGUAUCAAUGGGGGCAUUUCUUACUCCUGUUGGGUUUAAAGAAAGCAAAAAUAUGAAUAUUGAAUGGAGGAUUUGCUUCAACACGGGUGAGACAGAAUUGAUGAUUAAUCUGAACGACACACAGAUGAAAUUAUACGUUUUGUUGAAAAUGAUCGCAAAAGAUGUACUCAAACCACGACAUAAAGAAGUAACAUCAUAUAUGAUGAAAAAUAUAGUUUUAUGGCUAGCAGAGAACAACCAUCAGUAUAAGUUUCAUGAGAAAAGUUUGUUUUUCUGGCUGCAUGAGUCACUUCUGAAACUAAGAACUGCACUGUCCGCAAAACAACUACCAUACUUUAUGAUCCCAGAGAGGAAUCUUAUGGCAGCCACUGGGCUGACGGAUGCUCAGCAGCGAAUAUGGAUAACAACACUCACGGACAUGAUGGAUGAAUGUCCAAAGUUAAUCAGGAGGUUGCCGAAGAUACGACAAGCCAUUAUCUCGCACCCGGACCCUCUGCGCUGGUACAAUGGGAGGAGAAUCGAACUGGAAAUUAUUUUGCUAGAAGUCAUAAAAAAUGCCACAGACAUCAGUGAUAUCAGCUUUGGUGAUAUGUUUUAUUAUGUGCUUCAAAAUGGUGUAAUGUGGCGUGCUGUGGAGAUAAUUGCCGAAGUCUCUGAGAAAGUGCGCUCGGGAGGAAGUUCGGAAACAGCUAAUUUAUUUGAGGGCCUGCAAAUAAUGUAUAGAUUCUUAAUGUAAAAAACAUACAUAGUCCGUUAUAUGCACAUACAUGGAUCAUUAUGAUCAUUAUAACAACUUUGAUCGGAAUUGUUUACGUUGCACUGUUCCUAUAUAUUCAUUAAACUUAGUUUGAUGUGUUAAAUCAUAUAUACGAUGAGUGUAAUAAGUAUUGAUAAGCAAGAGUAUAAACUUUUUAUAUGCCGAUAUAAUUAACAUCAGAAGGCGACCUCACAACGCGUUGUCAUACAUGUAUAUACAAUCAGUUGAGAACUAUUGUACAGAAGUAUGCAAUAACGUUAUAUAUUCAUGUGUGGUAGGUAUGAUGUAAACAUGCGCUUGCACGAUUUUGCCAUAGGCAAACGUCUUUAGAACCCUAAAAUGAAAACGUGUAUCGCUUUUGUGAACCCAUUUAAAUCCAUUGGGUAUUACCUCAGUAGACGACACUUAGCCGUAAACUAUUUCUUUAAUACAAUCGUGCUAGCUUGUCACCAAUUUGUUCGAUAACCAUAACCAUUCUAUAUAAACAUUAUUUAUGGUAAGAUGAACUCUUGAAGUGUCCAUCGUUCAAAUCUUUUGUUAUUUGUAUGUGCCUGUAUUUUAUUUAAAUCAUGAUACAAUGCAAAACAUAUCUGUGAUAUAUCAAUCCUUUUAUAAAUUAUUAUUUAAAUAUACUUGACGCAUGUUCUCUUAUGCAUCUCACUUUUGUAUCAUAUAUUCAACUUUUAAAUGUUUGCAAAAUACGUGAGCCGACAACAAAUAAUAGUUUGUCUGAGUAUGUUUUUCUAAACUAUCAAGUCAUGAAUUAUGUCACGGUGGUUAAAUGCGUGUUUAUGUUAUCGACAAGCUUUUUGAUUCCUUGAGAAAAAAAACUUAUUUCAACUUUGGGUGUGUAAGCAGAGUUUUCAGUAUGGAAAGGCGAUAAGUUUAGUAGUAUAAUUGUCCAUAUAUUAUCCUAAAUGUCGACCGUUCAAGUCCAAACAUUCAAACAUUAAAAAAUGGAGAAAUUCUAUUAUUUUGCUGCUUUUAACGUGAACAUGUUAUUGAUUAUCUGUAGAUAUAUGUUGAAUAUUUGUUAGUAAUUUUACCUGAGUAUAUUACUGUUUAUUGUAAAUAUCUGCUAUUUCUUGUUGGCCUUUACCUGUGUUAAGGGGAGUAAUAUAUUCUAUCAUAACUGUUUGUCGAAUAGCCUUCUGUCAAUUUCUAGAUGCAUAUAACUGCGAAGCACGACUGAUUUGAUAGCCCGCAUCUAUACUCCUGACAUUGGUUAUUCAACAAAACACGUUGCUAGAAAGUAUAUUAUUUAGGUUUUAGCACGAUCGUGUGUUUUUUCGUUUUUAGUUGUUCGCUUUCGAACAACUAAGGUUAACACAACAUUUUGCAAGCCAGUUGUGUUAGGUACGAUUAACUUGAUAAUUGCCGCAUCCGCGCCGAGAAAGAGUUGUAUCAUUUAUGCCAGAGGUUUCAGUUCUUUCACUUUAUAAAUUCACAAAUGGACACAUCAUGUGAAUAUCGUGUCAAAUGGAUUAUUUUUGAACGGAGUGUAUAACAAAAAUCAAUAAACAAUUUUUAAAUUAUACGUUUCGCGGAAGGGUAUGUUUAUGAAUGAUUAAAAUAGUGCACUAUGUGCUGCGUCAUUAUCACGUGGUAUUUUUGCGCAGCACAGGUCAUUCAAAAUCUGAGUCUAUUAAUAGAUAAGGGACAAUAAAACUACUGCUGAUCAACAAGUGUACUGGGAUAUCGACAUUACAAUUCACUAUCACGCGUCUGUUGCGUAACCUCGUUGAUAUUGCUUGCUAGUACGGCGAGGUUAAAUUUGAUCUGUCUGGAAAAAGUUAUUUUGUUCUCAACAGAUAGCAGCUAUCUCCUCUUUAUUCUCACUUGCACGGGUGAUAACAACGCAAUAGUAAAAUGUUAAGUUUGUUUAUAUUCACAGUUCCCAAUUUAUAAAACGUUGAACAGGAGUUCACCAAUAACUACAUGUAUACUAUAGACAACGACCAAAAUGCUUUAUUAUCGCUAAAACCGAAUUAAAAAAAAGCAACUAAAUAUAACAAGAAAUAUCUUUUUAAAAGAUAUUGGGCGGAAAUGCUGGCUGCGAAAUAAAGUUUGCAAUUUACGUUGAUAAUUCAUUAAAUUGAAAACAAAAGUAAAACUAUUGUGUUGUUUGCUUCACAUGUGAGCCGCAUAUACACCGUAUGAAAUGUAUGUUAUUAUAGUCAAACCACACAUUAGUGUUAGUGGAUACAAAUUAUACUACGGGAGUUAACAUCAUAUGUGUCCUCACAAGGCGUAUUAUAAGUUUAUUUCUCCACCAUCUAAAUGUAUCAUAUGUUAUCACCAUAUAAAUAUACCAUAUGAUACUAUUUAACACGCAGUUUUCUUUCGAAACACUCAAAUAUUAUUUUCAAAGCCGCGUCAUGCGAAAAUGGGUCUUAUGGCGUUUCGGCUAGCGUAGCCGAGUCGAUAAGACCCAUUUUCGCAUAACGCGGGUCUUUUUAAAUCUCAUUGCGAGCUGUAAAUGGCAUAUUUUAGCAUAUAUUUGCACAAUGCAUUUCGAUAUAACAUUGAGUUCUAAAUAACAAAUACAGCAAACGGGAAAAUAGGGGUUGCUAAUUCAGGCGUUUUGAAUGAUUUCCAGACGUGCUGACCGAGUACGGCAAACAUUUGUGGUUUGAUAUUUUAACGAUACUUUUAACGUGACAAUAUACUAUUUCUGUAGUUUUUUUUUUCUCAUCUUGAAAGCAAAACUGUGUUUAUCGAUAGUCCAUUACGUUUCCCUCUGACAGUUUCCAGACGUACUGACCGAGUUCGACAAACAUUUGUGGUUAGAUAAUUAGAUAUUUUUAGAUAUAUUAUAUAUAUUUUCCUCUUCACGUGACACUAUACUACUUCGGUAGUGUUUUUUUCUCAUCUUGAAAGCAAAACUGUGUUUAUCGAUAGUUAAUUAUAGUAAAUUAUGUUUUCCCCUGACGAUUACGUGAUCGAGUACAGACCCUAGACAUCUUCGAGAUGGAUUUUAACGCGUAAUUGUAACUUGGCCACAAUUUGUGUAUAUGUUUCGUUUGAACAUGCAGAGAGCAGUCCCGAUUUCCGUACAUUGAACAGUGUCACACCCUUUACGCUGUGUACUGACACAGUGAUGCAGCCAAAUUUCAGGAGAUUUCUCUAGAAUCAGCCUACAAAAUAUUAGAAUGUAUUCAUUCGUGCUUUCUGGCGUUGUGUAGAGGUCAUUUAAUGUGAAAAGCUGGUUAAAACAGCUAUGCCCAAGCGCUUUAGUGUUCUGUACCGAUGUUAAGGUCAGAGACUGGUUGAAACCCUGUGAACUACUAGGGUUACAAGUAAUGCAUCAACAACAAAGUACGGGUCAACAGCGCUGUCUUUAGAACUACCUUAUUCGCGAGUUAACAGUACUGCUCGCAGAUUUAUUGUAUAUUUAGUUACAUCAAUUAUGUUAUGGUAUAUUUUGAAUUGUAUAUGUUGUAAAAAACAAUUGUAAAGGGAAAUUCGAUCAUGAAAUUCUAUUCUUAGUGUGAAAGGUAUUCGAUAUUCCAACAAUAUUUAUUUAAUAUGAUGGUGAUUGCACAUUUUAUUUUAUAUUAAGUGGUUCUCAUUGUACCAUUUUUGUCAUAUUUGUAAUGCUUUCCGAACUUCCAACAAGAGAUAUGUUGUUGUUAUUUUGUCUAAGUUAUCUCUAUAACAUAAAUAUGAUGAUAAACAGUGCACACACAUCUCAACCUGUGCGUUAAGACGCACUCUUUAUAAAUUUGAAUGGGUUGUGUUCAUUUCAAACUUGCAAUUUAAAAAGCUAUAACAUAAUUUUUAAAAAUGAGCUGCGUCUAAGAUUAUGCAAUAGUGGACAACUUCAGUGCCUUCAGCGCUUUAAUUAGUUUAAGUUAAUGCUUGCUGGGCCAAGUGUGAGGUUGAGCGCUCUAAAACCGGUUUAAACCCCCAUUGCUUUGCAUUGACCGUUCCAAGGCGUUGACCCCAGCUUUAUUCUUAUAUGUGUUAAUGUUGUUUUGUAUUGUGCUGUUUUGUACUGUUUUGGCAAUUGGUCACUUGCCUUUAAUAAAGAGCUAACUUAUUGUA